CGUAGUAGUUCCGGGUUUGUGUUUUGUGACGAGAGGUAACUCUCGGUCAUUUGUGGGAGGCAGACAGAGACACGACUGUUUCCUCCGCCGGCUGCCGGGCUCAAGGUGUAACAUCUGAUUUGAGAGUGGACCAAAUACUUCCAGACUACAGUCGAAGGACCCUGUUGGAGAAUCAGCUCUUUGCAUUUCUAGUCCUAUUCUUGACACAAUUUUCCUCUCUAACGUCAAACACCUUUGGGACCAGUGUCAUCUCCCUCCCCUACAUAGGCCCGCAGGGAAUCAAGCAUGGGUCUCAAGGUAGACUCAGUGCUCCAGUCUAUCCUCCUUUUUCCAAUCCACCUUGUGGUAUGGUUGUACUCCGUCCUAUCCUUCCUGCCCUGGUACUAUAUGACCAGCGCUGGGGAAAGGAAAGCUCUGUCUACUCGAGUAAAGGCACGUUCCACGUCAGGACUCGCCGAGGGACCUUACCGCUGUGUGGACCAAUUCGAAUGCCUGGCCAAGGAGGACUUACCAGGCAAGGACACGCUGGAUAAGCUCUUUGACUAUGCUGUGGAGCAGUUUGGAGAAGCAGAUUGUCUCGGCACCAGAGAAAUUCUGAGUCUGGAGAAUGAGAUUCAGCCCAGUGGUAAAGUGUUUAAAAAGCUGAUUUUAGGGGGGUACAGAUGGUUGUCCUACAAUGAGAUGGACAGCGUCGUUAGUGAGUUUGGCAGUGGAUUGGCUGCUCUCGGGCAACAGCCUAAAAGCACCAUUGCGAUUUUCUGUGAAACCAGAGCAGAGUGGAUGAUCACUGCCCAGGCAUGCUUCAGGCGUAAUUUCCCAUUGGUGACAUUCUACGCCACACUAGGAGAGGAGGCGAUUGCGUUUGGCCUGAACGAAACCGGUGUCACACAUCUAGUUACUAGCUCGGAGCUGCUGGAGACCAGACUCAAAAAUGUGCUUCCACUCACCCCAAAACUGAAGCAUGUGAUCUUCGUGGACCAGAAGAAAGUGAGCACAGAAGGCUACGCAGCAGGAAUCUCCAUCCACAGCAUGGAGGCCGUGCUGGAGCUGGGCAAACUGCCUGAAAACGAGGGGAAGGCUAUUGUGAAGCCCAAGCCCUCUGAUCUGGCUGUAGUGAUGUACACCAGUGGCUCCACAGGAAGACCCAAGGGAGUCAUGAUAGUCCACAGAAACCUGAUUGCAGGAAUGACGGGACAGUGUGAGCGCAUCCCUGGACUUGGGCCCAAUGACACCUACAUAGCCUAUCUGCCCCUGGCUCAUGUUCUGGAAAUGACCGCUGAAAUCUCCUGCGUCACGUAUGGCUGUCGGAUCGGCUACUCAUCCCCGCAGACGUUGUCAGACCAGUCCACUAAGAUAAAGAGAGGAAGUAAAGGAGACAGCUCAGUUCUCAGGCCCACCGUGAUGGCAGCUGUGCCAGAAAUAAUGGAUCGCAUCAGCAAGAAUGUGAUGAGCAAAGUGCAGGAAAUGAACUUCAUUCAGAAGACGCUGUUUACACUGGGCUACAAAUAUAAACUGGAGCAGAUCAAAAAUGGCUAUGAUGCACCGAUCUGCAAUGCCCUGUUAUUCCGGAAAGUCAAGAACCUACUGGGAGGACGGGUUAGGAUGAUGUUGUCGGGAGGAGCGCCCCUCUCCCCUGAAACUCAGAGAUUUAUGAACGUGUGUUUCUGUUGUCCAGUGGGUCAGGGCUAUGGCCUCACUGAGACCUGUGGAGCAGGCACCAUCACAGAGGUUGCGGACAUCAGCACUGGUCGUGUGGGAGCUCCUCUUAUUUGCUGCGAGGUCAAGCUCAGGGACUGGGCUGAAGGUGGCUACACCAGCAAAGACAAACCCAACCCAAGAGGGGAGAUCCUGAUCGGUGGUCCCAACGUUACAAUGGGCUACUACAGGAAUGAAAGCAAAAAUCAGGACUUUUUCGUGGACGAAAAAGGGCAGAGAUGGUUCUGCACCGGCGACGUAGGAGAGAUUUACCCAGAUGGUUGUCUACAAAUAGUGGACCGCAAGAAAGACUUGGUCAAGCUGCAGGCCGGGGAGUACGUGUCUCUGGGUAAAGUCGAGUCUGCGCUGAAGAACUGCCUCCUCAUCGACAACAUCUGUGCUUACGCUAACAGUGAGCAGAACUACGUGAUCAGCUUUGUGGUUCCCAACCAGAAAAAGCUGACGGAGCUGGCCAAACAGAGGAACAUCGAGGGAUCAUGGGAGGAGAUCUGCACUCACCCCGAAAUGGAGAGGGAAGUUCUGAAGGAGAUCAAGGCCGUUGCUGCCAACAUUAAACUCCAACGAUUUGAGAUUCCAGUGAAGGUGCACCUGAGUCCCGAGCCGUGGACCCCAGAGACCGGUCUUGUCACAGACGCGUUCAAGCUGAGGAGGAAAGAGAUUAAGAACCACUAUCUCCCCCAAAUAGAGAGAAUGUACGGACGCAAAUAGCUUUUUGCCGAAGGGUCCCACUCAUCAUCACAUCCACUGUUCUGAUUUUUAAAAACGGGUUCUGGCACCGUUGUUUAGUUUUUCAUGCCAUGUGUAUACCACAGACAUCCAAAUGAAAAGUCUCUUGGACAAAAUAAGCUAAAUGCUGUAAAUAGUCAUAGCUGUCGGAUCCAUGUGUGCUGCUUUUUUUUUAUUCUCGUGUGUUGGAAGAUUAUGAGAGAUGCACUAGAGUGGCUUAUUCCGCAGAAAGGUUAGAAACCAUGAGAACUCACAGCUGCCAUCCACGUAAACGAUUCGGCACACAAUUUUGUUGCUGUUUUAAAAAGAACCACUAUCCUAUGUACUUCCGAUGCUUUGUUGUUACUUCCAUUGAAAUCUAUUAACAGUAAACAUCAGCGUUUAUUAAGGUAUUGUAAAGUUGAAGUCCUUUUGUUGCUGUGCCUUCAGUCUGCAGUACUUGUGUAGUCAAGCAGAAAUAAGUGGCAUAUAUAUAUAAAACUAAUAGUUUGUGUGUUUGUUACAAAAUGGCUGAACGGCCAGGUUAAUGUUUACUUGGGGCUUAAUGAAAAACAUUUCCCCACCAAGAGAUACACUGGCAUAGGUAACAAAUGUGUCUGCUUAUUUCUUUCCAAUUGUUUAAUUUAUUCACUUGUUUGGAUUUAUCCCUAACGUUAAGACCAAAAUGUGUAAACAUACAUGACUCAGGAAGAUAAAGUAAACUAUUGUUAAAAUAUGUAAGAUUGGGAAAUAGUAGGUCGCUUGUAUAGAAAGAGCUUCUGUCCUAUCAGUCGUAGACGGCUUAUUUAUUGAAGUGCAAGCAUGCUUAACUACUUAAAUGCUUUAGCUCGUAGCUAUUCUAGCAUUAGCUGUAGUCGGAACUGGCAUACUGUAAUACGGUCUGUACUUUACCUCAGUUGACAGGUUUGCACAAUUUGGUAUCUAAACGUCUGAUUUAAUUAUUUGUGUUUUCUAUGUAUUUUUCAAAGUACUGUGCUGAUGAAUUGUCAUUAAACACUUAUGGACGCGGACAUUGACAGUCACUUAAAAGAUGGUUGUACAGUGAUCCUAUUUGUAUUUAUUACUUCAUUUUGAUCAUAUGCCUUGUUCAACAUUUCGAAAAAUAAAACAUCCUUUUCGUAA
Platichthys flesus (European flounder) is the source of this 3564-nucleotide messenger RNA. It is a transcript of the gene acsl4a, whose product is annotated as acyl-CoA synthetase long chain family member 4a. Gene Ontology annotation, cellular component: lipid droplet; endoplasmic reticulum; plasma membrane. The record is from RefSeq and is a predicted model, not a curated record. The coding region runs from base 286 to 2424 and encodes 712 amino acids. Gene Ontology annotation, biological process: long-chain fatty-acyl-CoA metabolic process; neuron differentiation; long-chain fatty acid metabolic process. NCBI's taxonomy places the organism in Eukaryota, Metazoa, Chordata, Actinopteri, Pleuronectiformes, Pleuronectidae. Gene Ontology annotation, molecular function: arachidonate-CoA ligase activity. The transcript has 15 exons.